AAGGAAUCGGUCCUCCAACGGGUAGUUUCCACCUGUUUUGGACAUGUACACUUUAUUUCGUGGACUUUGGUCAUAUCUUUCUCAGCGAGAUGAAUACUCAAUUUUAAUUCUCGGAUUAGAUUGUGCUGGCAAAACGACGUACCUGGAACAAACUAAGGUCAACUUUGUGCGCAACUAUCGCGCCUUGCCUCUCAAUAAAAUCACCACCACAGUGGGAUUAAACAUCGGACACAUCACUUUAGGUGGAGUCAGACUUAAAUUUUGGGACCUAGGUGGGCAAGAAGAACUACAGUCUCUUUGGGAUAAGUACUUUUCCGAGUCGCAUGGUAUCAUUUACGUAAUUGAUUCAGUGGACGUGGAUCGGUUUGACGAAUCGAAGGAAGCUUUUGACAAGAUGAUACGAAAUCCAGCUCUGGAUUCCGUACCUUUGCUCAUUCUUGCCAAUAAACAGGACGUUUCCGGUGCAUUUCCCGUUGCUGAGGUAAAUAAAGUUUUCUGCGACAGCAUGCGGUUCGUCGGACAAAGAGAUUGUACAAUCCGCGGGGUCUCGGCCUUAAAAGGAGAUGGAGUAUCGGAUGGGAUACGGUGGAUGCUCGACAAGGUUAAAAAGAACGCUCAUCAACGACCGCCCUCACAAGAAGACAUUGCCUAACUGUGAUAUCAGACCGCCACAUGUGAUAGACAAGAACAUUAACUCUUUCAAUGUACGACUGUAUAUAAAUAUGAAUAUAUAUAAAAUGCUCGAACAUCUAUUUGGAGACAUUUAGUAGUGCGUUUGGAUUGACCCGUUGAGCUGACCUGAUGCCAGACGCGUGGCCGCAGCUAAACGCAGUCGCUGUCGCGCUUUCUGGCUCAUUUGGAUGGAACUAAACGGAAGGGAAAAGAGAAUAGUGCGUAUAUGGUGUCAGUUGUGGCACAGGCACAUUCUGAACGCAGUUCGUCUUCCAAAUAAAACCCCGGGCGAUUUUAUCUCAGAGAUCCACAAGAAUAACCUGAACAGGCGGUUCGGUGGCAGCAACAUGGAAGCAGUACACAAAAUGCGGUGUUAUGUGCAAAGAAACACUUGUUCACAAUCGU
Opisthorchis viverrini is the source of this 1077-nucleotide messenger RNA. RefSeq lists its product as hypothetical. Gene Ontology annotation, cellular component: Golgi apparatus. NCBI's taxonomy places the organism in Eukaryota, Metazoa, Platyhelminthes, Trematoda, Opisthorchiida, Opisthorchiidae. The record is from RefSeq and is a predicted model, not a curated record. The transcript has 7 exons. The coding region runs from base 44 to 652 and encodes 202 amino acids. Gene Ontology annotation, molecular function: GTP binding; GTPase activity. Gene Ontology annotation, biological process: intracellular protein transport; Golgi to plasma membrane protein transport; protein localization to organelle.